Molecule: messenger RNA, 696 nt
Organism: Poeciliopsis prolifica (blackstripe livebearer)
Lineage: Eukaryota; Metazoa; Chordata; Actinopteri; Cyprinodontiformes; Poeciliidae
Product: paired box protein Pax-5-like
Exons: 6
Coding region: 1-696 (231 amino acids)
Biological process (GO): anatomical structure development; regulation of transcription by RNA polymerase II
Molecular function (GO): RNA polymerase II cis-regulatory region sequence-specific DNA binding; DNA-binding transcription factor activity, RNA polymerase II-specific
Source: RefSeq, a predicted model, not a curated record
AUGGAAGUAAGCUUUGGACCGGUUCCGUUCACAGUUGCGCACAGGCUCGGCGGGGUGAACCAGCUCGGCGGAGUCUUCAUCAACGGGCGGCCGUUACCGCACGAGGUCAGACACCGGAUCGUGGAGCUCGCGCAGCACGGCGUGCGCCCCUGUGAGAUCUCGCGCCGUCUGCGCGUCAGUCAUGGCUGCGUCAGCAAAAUACUGACCAGGUAUAAUGAGACGGGAAGCAUCAGACCGGGACUGAUUGGUGGCUCCAAGCCCAAGGUGGCGACCCCCACCGUGGUGCAGAAGAUCCUGCAGCUGAAACACAACAGUCCCACGAUGUUUGCCUGGGAGAUCCGAGACAGGCUGGUGCUGGAGCAAGUGUGUGACCCAAGCAACGUCCCCAGCAUCAGCUCAAUCAACAGGAUCAUCAGGAGGAAAGUGAAGCCUUGUGAAGAUGGUGAGUCUCUCAGUAAUACUUGCACCUCUGUAUCGGCAGCAUCAUCUGUUUCCAUGGGAGCAGACUGUCCCUUUGAGUCCAGGUUUUCAAUAGGAGGGAUUCUGGGACUCAGAAAAUUCAACAAACAAAACGAAGGAGCAGACGAGUCCUGCGGUGAGCACCACACCCAGCCCUGUUUCUGGAGCAGGUCUGACCUCAGCUCGACGUUUCGCUAUCAGCUGCCGGCGAACCACCAUUCAGAUCUGUUAGGAUGA